AUUAGUUGAGCCAGUCGACAGCCUGCAGCCAGCCAGUCUGGGCUGCUCCCGAUGAGCCGCAAGGAAAUCAAAGCGCGGUGGCCAAAUCCUUCCCGAUGAUCUCUGCAGUGGGGGCUCCUCUCUGAAGCCCCUUUCCCUGGGGGGAGGGCGGCUGGUGAGCGUGUGAUCCCCUCCCUCCCUCCCCCAGCCCCCCAUUUCGGGUGCCUUUGGCUGAGCCCGGAGAAUGGGGUUCGAGCUGGACCGCUUCAGCGGGGAGGUGGAUCCGGACUUCAAGUGCAACCUGUGCAACAAAGUUCUGGAGGACCCGCUGACCACCCCGUGCGGCCAUGUGUUCUGCGCGGGCUGCGUGCUGCCCUGGGUGGUGCAGCAGGGCCGCUGCCCGGUGCAAUGCCAGCGCAUCUCCACCAAGGAGCUCAACCACGUCCUGCCGCUCAAGAGCCUCAUCCUCAAGCUGGACAUCAAGUGCGAGCACCACGCCCGGGGCUGCGGGCAGGUGGUGAAGCUGCAGCAGCUGGGCGCCCACGCCGAGCGCUGCGACUACUCGCCGGCCCGCUGCCGCCACCCGGGGUGCAGCGAGGUGCUGAACCGGCGCGACCUGGACGCCCACAUGCGGGAGAGCUGCGAGGCCAGGCCGGUGGGCAUCUGCGAGCGGGGCUGCGGCUUGGUGCUGACCCACCGGGAGCAACGCGCCGGCGGCCACGGCUGCCUGGAAGCCCUGCAGGGCCACAACAGCUGCCUGCAGGCGAAGGUCGGCGGGCUGGAGAAGGAGCUGAAGAAGGAGGCGCUGCGGGCCGGCAAGCGGGAGAAGUCGCUGCUGGCCCAGCUCUCGGCCGUGCAGCUGGAGCUGCAGAUGACAGCGCUGCGCUACCAGAAGAAGUUCACGGAGUACAGCGCCCGCCUCGACUCGCUCAGCCGCAGCCUGGCCGCGCCGCCCUGCAAGGGUGAAGAGACUAAAGCACUGACUCUUGUCCUUCAUCGUGACUCUGGCUCUCUUGGAUUUAAUAUUAUUGGUGGCCGGCCAUGUGUGGACAAUCAAGAUGGCUCAUCUAGUGAAGGAAUUUUUAUAUCGAAAAUAAUUGACAGUGGGCCUGCUGCUAAAGAAGGAGGGCUGCAGAUUCACGACAGGAUUAUUGAGGUAAAUGGAAAAGAUUUAUCUAAAGCAACGCAUGACCAGGCAGUGGAAGCAUUCAAAACAGCCAAAGAGCCCAUCGUUGUGCAGGUCCUGAGGAGAACCCCACGCACUAAGAUCUUCAGUCCUUCACAUGAGUCUCAUCUGGUAGAUAUGGGAACCCAGACCGAUAUAACCUUUGAACACAUCAUGGCUCUAACCAAGAUGGGAUCCCCUCCUCCAUCAGUCUCAGUUCUAGAUCCAUACCUCUUACCUGAGGAUCAUUCAUCAGUGCAUGAAUACUAUGAUCCGAAUGACUACAUGGGAGGCAUUCAUCAAGAAAUGGACAGAGACGAGUUAGAAUUAGAGGAAGUGGACUUGCAUAGAGUGAACAGUCAGGACAAGCUCGGACUUACUGUAUGUUAUCGAACUGAUGAUGAAGAUGACAUUGGUAUUUAUGUUAGCGAGAUUGAUCCCAACAGCAUUGCUGCGAAAGAUGGUCGCCUGCGGGAGGGAGAUCGCAUUAUUCAAAUUAAUGGCAUAGAGGUACAGAACCGAGAAGAAGCUGUGGCACUUCUAACCAGUGAAGAGAGCAAGAAUGUCUCCUUACUUGUAGCAAGACCAGAAAUCCAGCUGGAUGAAGGAUGGAUGGAUGAUGACAGAAACGAUUUUCUGGAUGACUUACACAUGGACAUGCUAGAAGAACAGCACCACCAGGCAAUGCAGUAUACUGCCAGCAUGCUUCAGCAGAAGAAGCAUGAAGAAGAUGGAGGCACCACAGACACUGCCACUAUCUUAUCUAACCAGCACGAGAAGGACAGCGGUGUGGGACGCACAGAUGAGAGCACACGAAAUGAUGAAAGCUCAGAGCAGGAGAAUAACGCCGAUGAUCACACCACUUCCUCUAACACUUUAGGAAGCCAGAAGAAGCUGGUGUACAGUCAUGACACUCUAGGAAGUGGUGACAUGCAGUUCAGCAACGAGUCAUUUAUCUCAGCCGACUGCACAGACACAGACUUCCUCAGCAUCCCAGUGGAUGAAUGUGAGAGAUUCCGUGAACUGCUGGAGCUGAAGUGCCAAGUCAAGUCUGCCAACCCAUACAGUCUGUAUUAUCAUAACAGUGCCCUGGAUAUAAGUAAGAGUGACCACGAAAGUGUUGACAGGGAGCUGGAGAUGCUGAAUGAGGAGCUGCGGAAUAUUGAGCUGGAGUGUCUGAAUAUCGUGAGAGCUCAUAAAAUGCAACAGCUGAAGGAUCAAUACCGGGAGCCCUGGAUGCUCCAUCACAACGGAUUCCGUAACUACAACACAAGCAUUGAUGCGCGCAGGCACGAGCUCUCAGACAUUACAGAGCUCCCUGAGAAAUCUGACAAGGAUAGCUCGAGUGCGUAUAAUACAGGCGAGAGCUGUCGCAGCACACCGCUCACGCUGCAGAUUUCCCCUGACAAUUCACUGCGCAGAACUGCAGAAGGCAGCAGUUGUCAAGAUAAUGAGGGGGCAGUGGCAUACGUCUCCCAGAAGAAUUUGCUACCUAGCUCAGAAAGUCACGAAUCCGACUCUGCUAAAUAUCUCUCAUCACCUAAAGAUCCAGACCUUGGAAAGCAGCUGGAAAGCAAAGAGAGAAAAGCCAGUGAUGGAAACAAAAGCCCAGCUCAAAAACUGGCUGGCUCCUACAUCUCUCCAUACCAUCACUCUCCCUAUAAACACGCUCAUAUCCCAGCCCACGCCCAGCACUAUCAGAGCUACAUGCAGCUGAUACAACAGAAAUCAGCCGUGGAAUAUGCACAGAGCCAAAUGAGCCUAGUGAGCAUGUGCAAAGACUUUAAUUCUUCAAGCCAGAGUGAACCCAGGAUGGAAUGGAAAGUCAAGGUCAGGAGCGAUGGAACCCGUUACAUCACAAAGAGGCCGGUCAGGGACAGGCUGCUGAGAGAACGUGCCAUAAAGAUUAAGGAAGAGCGCAGUGGUAUGACGACAGAUGACGACGCUAUAAGCGAGAUGAAGAUGGGCCGCUAUUGGAGCAAGGAGGAACGGAAGCAGCAUUUGGUGAAAGCGAAGGAGCAGAGGAGGAGGCGUGAGUUUAUGAUGCAGAGCAGGUUAGAUUGUUUAAAGGAACAGCAAGGUGCCGAAGAAAAGAAAGAGAUGAACAUCAUUGAACUGAGCCACAAAAAAAUGAUGAAGAAAAGGAAUAAAAAAAUCUUUGAUAAUUGGAUGACAAUCCAAGAACUCUUAACCCAUGGCACAAAGUCCCCCGAUGGCACAAGAGUGUACAAUUCCUUCCUGUCAGUGACUACUGUAUAAUCACCAUUGCUGAAUUAUGUACAUAAACCGCUACCAUUGGGGUAGAAAUCCCUGCCUCGUUCAAUGUGGCAAGUUUUUUUGUAUAUAAGAUACAGUCAUCAACUUUAUAAUUAAAGUACUGAAUUCUGCAACUUCGGGUGCCAACAUUCUUCAUUGGAAAGUGGAGACAGACCCCCCCAUCCCUUCUGAAGGCAAUAUUAAUGCAACUUUUUGGAAUACUGAUUGUACUUUUUUACUUAUUACCUUUUACAUCAAGUGUUUCAAUAUCAGAAAACAUAGUAACCGUACGUAAGCAGAUAAUUUGUUUAAACUGUAUUCAUAUAAAAGGUUACACAUGCUUUUCUUUGCCUAAAAACACAAAAGCAACCUCAAAUAUGUAUUUUUAUGAAACCAUAUUUUGUGAUAUUACUUUGCUGUUGUGCACUUCUGCACACACUGCUGUUUAUCAAUAUUUAGCUCAAGGUUAAUCGCAAAAGUAUUGAACUCCUGAUAGAGUCACUCUCCUGUAAUAUUUAACAUUUAUCAAACCAGCAGGCUUUAGAGUUAAGAUCAGCAUUUAAACAUUUUUCUUUUUAAAGGUAUCUAAAGGAAAUAUAUAGGUUUCAGCUGAAAGGCCCGAUGCAAAGUACACUAUACUGCAGCUUUAAAGGAUUUUAAAGCAUGUUUGCAAGUGUUGCAACCUGUUGAAAGAAUGUGCAUGUACAGCUAAGUUGUUUACACAAAACAGUUUGUGUAAUUUGAAAUGCCCAUUGUAGUAACUGUUUGCUUUGUAGAUUUGAAUGUACUGAAUUAUAAAAGCAGUUUCAUUAAAUCAUUAGUUACAAACAUUAACAAGUAAAUAAAUUAUUGUUUUAUAUUUCA
Molecule: messenger RNA, 4264 nt
Organism: Gopherus flavomarginatus (Mexican gopher tortoise)
Lineage: Eukaryota; Metazoa; Chordata; Testudines; Testudinidae
Gene: PDZRN3
Product: PDZ domain containing ring finger 3
Exons: 10
Coding region: 224-3403 (1059 amino acids)
Biological process (GO): neuromuscular junction development; protein ubiquitination
Cellular component (GO): neuromuscular junction
Molecular function (GO): zinc ion binding; ubiquitin protein ligase activity; protein binding
Source: RefSeq, a predicted model, not a curated record